Messenger RNA from Clupea harengus (Atlantic herring), 1449 nucleotides. It is a transcript of the gene ncf4, whose product is annotated as neutrophil cytosolic factor 4. NCBI's taxonomy places the organism in Eukaryota, Metazoa, Chordata, Actinopteri, Clupeiformes, Clupeidae. Gene Ontology annotation, molecular function: phosphatidylinositol binding; protein binding; superoxide-generating NADPH oxidase activator activity. Gene Ontology annotation, biological process: respiratory burst; phagocytosis; superoxide anion generation. Gene Ontology annotation, cellular component: NADPH oxidase complex; cytoplasm. The record is from RefSeq and is a predicted model, not a curated record.
UCUCACUUCAUCUUCUGAAAUUUCGCUUCCUGGUUUUUAAGUUGCACGAAGAGCGACAUCUGUGUCCUGAAGAGUUGACUCACCACACUAACUGAUCUCUCUCCUGGCAUAGCUUUCUUUUGUUAUUUCCUUUUUACCUUUACCUCGGCGUAGGAAACAAAUCCUCCGGGUAACAUGGCGCUCUCGCGCCAACUGCGCGAUGAAAGUGAUUUUGAUCAGCUUCCAGAUAACAUCCCCAUCAGUGCAACCAUAGCAGACAUUGUGGAAAAGAAGGGGUUCAUUGUCUACUAUCAAUUUGUGAUAAGUGUGAAGACUAAGGGUGGUAGUAAGUACCUGAUUUACCGACGCUACAGCCAGUUCUUCAGCCUGCACCAGAGGAUGGAGCUUAAGCUGGGAGCUCAAACUUACUCGUGCACUCUCCCCCCCCUGCCAGGGAAGAUAUUCAUAGGAAAUAAGAAAGAGAUUGCCGAAAACCGAAUCCCAGAGCUCGACGUUUACAUGAAGAGGUUGCUUAGUUUGCCCACGUGGGUUAUGCUAGAUGAUGUGAUCAGAAUGUUCUUCUACAAGACGGAGUCUGACAGCCAGCCGGACCCACAGGCCUUGCGGCGCCAGAGACCCCCCACACGCAGAGUGAAAACCAUCAAGCCCAAAACUGACCUGCUCUCCUCCCCCAGGGCUGAGGCGAUGUUUGACUUCAGCGGGAGCUGCAAGCUGGAGUUGAGUCUGAAGGCCGGGGAGGUGAUCUUCCUGCUCAGGAGAGUCAAUGCCGACUGGCUGGAGGGUACAGUGAGGGACAGGACAGGGAUUUUCCCAGAAUCCUUUGUGAAGAUCAUCAAGCCGCUGCCGGGGAGUGACUCUGAUGGUGAGGGGGAGGCUGGCCGGCCCAAACACCCGGCGGUCAGCUGCCUGCGCUGCUGCCUGCUCCGGCCCCAGGGCGUGGACACCAGGGAUCUGUGUGUCGAGGAAGAAAUCUCCACACAGCCCUCCUACGACGAGCUCCUCACGCGGAUGAGAGACCUGUUCCAGAUCAAGGACAUCGCUCUGAACUACCGGGACCCCGAGGGGGAUCUGGUGCGCAUCCUGGAUGAUGAGGAUGUGGUUAUCAUGGUGUGGGAGAGCAAAAGGUCAAAGGUGAAGAGGCCUGUCAAUCAAUACCCGUGGGAGCUGCACGUCUCACUCUCCUCUGAUCUCACUGUAUACAACACUGAUUUCUAGGCGUGGUUGUGUGUGUGUGGGUGUGUGUGUGUGGGUGUGUGUGUGUGUGUGUGGGCGCGUGUGCGUGUGUGUAAGUGCAAACAUGUUCAUUUCAUAUGGAAACCAAAGGAUUUUUACAGCAUUAGGUAUAAAUAUAAUGUUUUGACAAACUUUGAAACAUACAGUUGUAAUGUUACCUUUCUUGCGCUUCAGUCAGUAAUAUAACAAAUAAACAGCUACCACUACUGCAAUAAA